This is a messenger RNA of Heteronotia binoei (common prickly gecko), 1571 nucleotides long. It is a transcript of the gene SLC25A22, whose product is annotated as solute carrier family 25 member 22. Gene Ontology annotation, molecular function: L-aspartate transmembrane transporter activity; L-glutamate transmembrane transporter activity. The record is from RefSeq and is a predicted model, not a curated record. Lineage: Eukaryota; Metazoa; Chordata; Lepidosauria; Squamata; Gekkonidae. Gene Ontology annotation, biological process: L-glutamate transmembrane transport; aspartate transmembrane transport; malate-aspartate shuttle. The transcript is spliced from 9 exons. The coding region runs from base 85 to 1053 and encodes 322 amino acids.
AGGAACCAAGUUGUUUGGGAAAGGUGACUGAAACUAAACACGGGAAAAGCAAAUCUAGUUUCCACAAACUCAAAUCUGAAUUAAAUGGCUGAUAAACAGAUCAGUUUACCUGCCAAGCUAAUCAAUGGAGGGAUAGCUGGGCUCAUUGGAGUUACCUGUGUGUUUCCUAUUGACUUGGCAAAAACUCGCCUACAGAACCAGCAGAAUGGUCAGAGGAUGUACACCAGCAUGUCCGACUGCCUCAUUAAGACAAUCCGUUCCGAAGGUUAUUUUGGCAUGUACAGGGGGGCUGCAGUGAAUUUGACGCUAGUGACUCCAGAAAAAGCCAUCAAGCUAGCUGCUAAUGAUUUCUUCCGACAUCAUCUUUCUAAAGAUGGGAAGAAGCUGACAUUGCUGAAGGAAAUGCUUGCUGGUUGUGGGGCUGGGACCUGCCAGGUGAUUGUCACCACUCCUAUGGAGAUGCUCAAAAUCCAGCUGCAGGAUGCAGGCCGAAUUGCGGCUCAGAAGAAACUAAUGGCAACCCAGGCUCAGUUAAGCCCUUCUACUAGUGCUGGGGCAGCAGAGUCUGUAGUGGAGGCACGAACAACAGCUAUGCAAAUCACAAGGGAGUUGCUUCGGAACAAAGGCAUUGCUGGACUAUAUAAGGGACUUGGGGCUACAUUACUAAGGGAUGUACCAUUUUCCAUUGUUUAUUUCCCAUUGUUUGCAAACUUGAACAAACUGGGGCAGAAGAACCCUGAUGUCAAGGCUCCAUUCUAUGUGUCCUUCCUUUCGGGAUGCCUGGCAGGCAGCACAGCAGCUGUAGUAGUCAACCCUUGUGAUGUAAUCAAGACAAGGCUGCAGUCUUUGCAGAGGGGAAUCAAUGAGGAUACAUACUCAGGGAUCACAGACUGUGCCAGGAAAAUCUGGAAGAAGGAAGGUCCUACAGCAUUUUUCAAGGGGGCUUAUUGCAGAGCUCUGGUUAUUGCCCCACUCUUUGGUAUUGCACAAGUUGUCUAUUUCAUAGGCAUUGCUGAAUUCAUCCUGGAUAUGAUUCCAAAACGGCGGGAUUAACCCUCCACAUCUCUACCCAUCCAGAGGGAAUUCAUCGUAGUAUUCUUUGUCAUCAUGGUGUCAAAGCAACAGCACAAAGGGUUAAAGCAGUAACAGAUGAAAUGAAUGUUGUCUCCCAACAAAGUUUUUCCCCCCUUUGGUUAGCCUGGGCCCCACCAAUAUCCUAGAGAGGAUGCUUAAUUAUGCAUAUCUCCUUUUCAGUUAUGAGCCGCAAAUACAACAGUUAGUUAGCAGAGAUUGCUCUUGCAAGCCUGUUGCUUCUCUAUGGCAAGGGAGAAGCCAGCCACCCGGGCCUCUCAGUUACCAACAAAUCAAGAAGGAGCAAAGAACUUGCCUGUUUCCUCCCAUCUUGAUAUCAGGCCUCUAAGGAAGAUCAGGGAUCAUUCUUGUAAAAAGGGAGGCUUGAUUAUCAGGCAGGUAAUUGCUGAGAUCAAAAUGCUUGUCUUUAGGUAGUUCUCUUAAAGAUCUACAUCCAAUAUGCCCUAAAAAUGUGCUGGACUUAAAUGAACUCUGGAUGC